Molecule: messenger RNA, 4270 nt
Organism: Tachysurus fulvidraco (yellow catfish)
Lineage: Eukaryota; Metazoa; Chordata; Actinopteri; Siluriformes; Bagridae
Product: sialoadhesin-like
Exons: 5
Coding region: 81-1013 (310 amino acids)
Source: RefSeq, a predicted model, not a curated record
GUUCGACACCCAUGGUGUGACUUUUGGGUGUAUUGUUUUAUUCCAGGAAGUACUUUUAUUUCCCACACACUGAAGAAGAGAUGAAGAUGCUGCAGUUGGUUCUGAUUCUGCUCGUGCUGUCUGGUGUUUUCCCUCAGAACAGAGACUGGGUUGUGAAAUAUCCUGAUAAACCGAUCUGUGCUGUGAGAGGAUUCAGUGUCUCCAUUAACUGUAGUUAUUCUUAUCCACAAGAUCAUCAGGUGAUACAAAAGCUUUGGUGCUCGAUAACCUCAGACACAGACCAAUGCAAAAAGCCACCACAUGUUUAUAACAGCUCUUUAAACAUAGAGUCAGACUUUGAGUUCACUGGAGAUGACAAAUCAGACUGUACUUUAUUAAUCCACAAUGUACAGUUCAGUUAUUCUGGAGUUUACAGAUUCAGAUUUAUUACUGAUAAGGACAAAUACACAGGUGAACCUGGAGCGACUCUACAAGUUACAGAUUUAAAGGUGUCACUAAUCAGACUCAGUGGAAACGGAACCCUUAAACAAGGAGACUCCUUAAAUCUGACGUGUGAUGUGAACUGCACACACACUUCCUCACAGUUUGUGUGGUCUAAGAACAACCAGCGUUUAUAUACAUCAGGACCCGUUCUUCACUUUCCUGCUCUAACCCUGAGGGAUUCUGGGAAUUACACCUGCACUUGGGGAAAUGGUGAGACGUCAGGAUCUGAAACCAUCAGCCUUCACGUGGAGGAUAACGACACUGAAAAUCCUGAACGUUGGUUGAUGUGGGUCAUUGUUGGUGUGUCUUCCGGAGUGAUUGUCGUCAUCACAGGAGCUGUGAUUCACAAAAGGAGGAAUGUCCACACCGAGCAGAAGAACGAGAAUAAUUCUGGCACCUACAACAACGUCCAGAAGGAUGAGGAUGAUUCUGCAAUCUACACCAACGUCCAGAAGGAUGAGGACGAUUCUGCAAUCUACACCAACGUCCAGAAGGAUGAGGAUGAUUCUGCAAUCUACGCUAAUGUGUAACACAGUGAGCUGAUCACAGUUUCACACCUCAUGCUCAGCUUAAUAACUUGUCAAUUUCCUCUUUGCCUUAAAAUAUUACACAGAAACAUUUCCUGUGUGUUGCAUCUGCACUUCAUUUCAUGAUAGAUGGCUGUUUAUUGGGUUAACGUUUCUAGUUUCGAUAACUUUAUGUAAGAUUUCUAUAAGAUUCUGUCAAUUUUUAGAUUUUUUUCCAAAUAUAACAUUUAUACAGUUUUUUGAUGUUUUAUAUGUAAAUUAGAGUAGAAGUCUAUCUUCCUUUCUCCUGUAUGUUGUGCUCGAAGUGAGCUGCUACUCAACAGGAUGCAGUACACACGGAUUUGGCACUGAAAUGUUCAUGAAGUUUCUAGUUAAUAUAAAACUGAUACACAAAAAACUGAAACUUGCACAACCUGCAACACAACCAUCACACACUUAUUUGUACACAUGGCAUAUUGAGUAAAUACUUCCAGCUUCUGUGUUAAACCACAUCUUUUACACUUACAGAACAAUAAAUUGUGUUUAAGUUAUAAAUCACAUGAUUACUUCUUUUUUAGAAGGUUGACGUUUAAAACACACUCAUGAAUUCACACCCAGAGGAGCCUGAUUAACCACAGGCUUUAUUACAAAGGUUCAGUAAAGAGAAAAUAAAAAUUGGACACUAUCCCGAGGUUCAGGUUUCCACCACUGGAUGGCGAUAUUGUUCUAGCCACUUGAGGUCUGGUGUAAAACAAACUGUCCCUGAGGCCAUGAAAAGGAACAAACAAGCUCAGUGGGCUCUAGGUCCAGGGGUGGGCUCAAAGUUCUAGGGGUGGGCUACAGGUGCAGGUUAUAUAACCUGAUAAGGGUGUGGAGAGGACCAACCUGCCAGAGAACAAAUAUCUAGGAGUGAAAUGUCCCCAGCAAGAGUGCUAGUCAAGGUGAAGCGAGCCCUAAUCACUGAGGCAAAGCCACACAGGGUGCCGCAUAGGUCUAGGGGAAACCUACCACUACACUGCAUAAGGUGCUGCUUGGAGACCGGAUUACUUUUGUUGUGGCAGACGAAAAGCAGACGAAAAGAGAGAGGAUUUACCCCAAAUGCUGGAGUGAUGGACUGUCAGCGAGGCAGGGUAAAAACAGACCCAAAUGCAGGAUAGCGUAAAAAUAAACAGGUUUAAUAAAUAAACAUAGGCAAAGUGGCAGGGCUAAACAGACAAGACACAGAUAUAAUAGAUCAACACAUCAGGAACAGGUGUGCAGAGGCAGGAGGAAUAACCAAGGGUGGGGCAGACACAUGACACAGAACAUAAACAAACACACAUGGCGAAUGUCCAGGCUGGAUCCUGACAGUAUGGGCAAAAUAUGGCCCUGAAACACCCCCUGUGGACAGGAAGUAAGGCGGCAUCCUCCAGGGAAAACCAGGAAGUGAAGCGAUGUCCCCCACUGGACAGGUGUGUGGCAAUGUCUCAGGACACCGAGAAAAAAAUAAAAACAAAACCAGGCUGGUGACAUCAUCUGCCGGUAAGAAGUGAGGUGGCAUCCUCCGGGGGAAAACAGGAAGACCCUCACCGGAAACAAAUGUGGAGCGAUGUCACCCAAAAAAACAGGGCAGGAAGAACAGUCCAGAAAAAAAAAUGCUCCCACAGUAAGCCGGUCCAGGCUGAUGCUAUCCUGCUGGGUCUGAGUCUGGCGGAAUCCUUCUGUCAGCAAUGCGGGGUAAAAAUGACCCAAAUGCAGGAUAGCGUAAAAAUAAACAGGUUUAAUAAAUAAAAAUACAAAACAGGGACAAGGACACGACAAGAGACAUGACAAUGAUGUGACAAAUACAACAACAAGGAUUCCACAAUGCCAUAGGCAAUGAGCCAUGGCUAAAUAGACAAGACAAUCAAUACAUCAGGAACAUGUGUGCAGAGUCCUAACCAAGGGUGGGGCAGAAACGUGACACAGAACGAAAACAAACGCACAUGCCUAAGUCCGGGCUGGAUCCUGACAUGGACAUAAAUUCUGAGAACCAGAACCUGGUGCAGCAGGUGCAGAAUCUCCUGCUCCACGGACUUGUUUUUCAGUUUUUUCUUGUAUUCAGUUCUCUUCACUUUUAUGUAGAAACUAGAACAAGCAUCGGCUCAGUACAUCCCACACUAACACUAUUAACUUCCAACAUAGAACACAUUGUACAUAAUGACAUGACACCUAAAUAUACUGUAAUAGCUUCAAUAAAACAAGAGAUAGUUCAGGAUCGUAACAGUGCACUCAGAGCCCAGGACCUGAGCAAUUUAAAUGGUUUUAAUAAUUUUACUAAUGUUGUGUUUUAUUUCUUAUUAAUGAUCAUGAUAUUGUAACUUACUUACUGCUAAAUCAGAAAUCUUUCAUCAGAUCAAAAUGAAAUGUUCACUAGCACUAGACUGUGUGUGUGUGUAUGUGUGUGUGUGUAUGUGUAUGAUCCAGUAAAUGAACCUACACACUACAACAUCCAUCAGCAUAUAAUAAAAGUCUGAAGAAUAAUUCUGUCUAAGAGUGAGAUGAUGUUUCAUACCAGACAGCACGAGCAGAAUCAGAACCAACUGCAGCAUCUUCAUCUCUUCUUCAGGGACAACUUGAGUUUUGAGAAGUAUGAGCUGGAGCAUGAUAUUUGAGAAGUAGAAGAUGUUCCUGGAAGAAAAAAGGCAAAGUUUGCACUUAAUAUAGCUUUAAACCAUAGAACAGGAAGAUGAUCAGAGUCCUCAGUCAGUAUUUAUAUCCACAUACAUACAGCGGUUAAAAUAUUGAACACGUCAACAUUUUUCUCACUAAAUAUGUUUCUGAGCCAUGAAAUUUUCACCAGAUUUUGGUAACUUAAGUUAUCCAUACAAAGAAAACAAAACAAAUAAGUUCUUAAAAUAAAUUACGUACUAAAAUGGAAUGACGGAGAAAGGGAGUUGCAAAAAGCUUGGAAAGACAAGACACCAGCUGAAAUCUAUUAGUAAUUAGAAACCAGUCCUGCUGCUUGUCAGUGGACAUUAACAUCAGCUGGUUCAGUCCCAACUGAUGAAAAAAAGUGUCACACAAAAAGAAAUCUCAUUUUUGCUUUCUGACGGAGGAGUGAAAGGAAUUAUCAGAAGAGUUGUCCAAGAGCCAAGGACACCUAUUGGAGAGCUUCAGAAAGACCUGGAAUUAGCAGGUACAAUUGUUUUAACCCUUGUGCAGACCUGGGGUCUAUUUGACUCAUCUGGAAAGUUUAAUGUGUCAUAACUUGGGUUUCCUUCCACAUAUAUUCCUGAAAUUUACCAGAAAUGUUCCACAAC